Messenger RNA from Trichomonas vaginalis G3, 9150 nucleotides. RefSeq names its product deleted in lung and esophageal cancer 1 (DLEC1) family. The transcript has a single exon. The coding region runs from base 1 to 9150 and encodes 3049 amino acids. Gene Ontology annotation, cellular component: axoneme. The record is from RefSeq and is a predicted model, not a curated record. Gene Ontology annotation, biological process: cilium movement; axonemal central apparatus assembly. Lineage: Eukaryota; Parabasalia; Trichomonadida; Trichomonadidae.
AUGGCGCUUCUACCAAUCCGAUUAGACCCGGAUUCGGUGGUUUUCCCGCAUACAUAUAUGGCAACAAGUACAAGAAUGACUAUCAAGAUCAUUAAUGAUUCAAAUCACGUUGUGCGCUAUGAAUGGCGACGAAAUCCAGAUUUACUAUCCGAUUUGAAUGAAUUGUCUAAACUAGAUCUCGGAAAUCCAGAACAUAGGAAAGAUCAUGAGAAAAAAUUACAAUUUAAUUCAGAUUCAUUCUUCAUCGAACCGUUAUUUUCAGAAAUUUGGCCUCAUCGCUUUCAGCAAAUUGUAGUAACAUUCAAACCUAAUACAGAUGGCAUAUUCUUCGAAACAGCAUACCUUUUCGAUAAAUUAUCAAAACUUCGUGUUCCAUUACAACUUCAAGGCUUAUCAUUACCAGCAGAAGCUGCAUUCAACAUCGAAACAAUACAUAUUGGCCAUGUUAAUCUAGGUGACGUCAAUGAUUACCAAAUUAUGCUAAUGAAUACUGGUCAAGUCAAUGCAAACUUCGAAUACAUAGAAGAACAACACGACAAUUACUAUGAUUUCUUGCCAAAUAAUGGCUCACUUGAAGUAGGCGGAUCAAUACCUAUAAUAAUUCAUUUUGAAGCAAAGCAUGUUGGACAAUUCUCAGAGUCAUUUUACUUCUCCGUUAAUGGUAAGACAGAAGGCUGUCCUAAAAUCACUCUUACUGGUAAAGUUGUCGGUCCAUCAUAUGUUCUUUCAACACAUUGUAUUGAUUUUGAAAAAGCCGGAUACGGAUUUGUUCAUUCUCAGUCUUUUACCGUAACAAAUUCAUCUCAAAUACCUCUUAGUUAUAAAAUGCACUUGAGAAUUGACGGUAGUUUCGAAAAACACGAGUUAAGCGUGUUACCAGACGAAGGUGUGAUUGCUCCAAAUGAAAUUUCAAAAUUCACUGUAGAGUUACUUCCAAAAAGUGUCAAAAACUAUAAUGCAAUCUUAGAAUUUUUACCCACAGACUUAGAAAACUCACAAGAGAUUGUGAUCAAAGCGAAUUGCAUAUGUCCUGAAAUUUCACUCCUGAGAAAUGUGUUAGAAGUUGGUGAUAUAUUCAUCAAUAAAAGAAUAAUGGCUCAAUUAAUUGCAUUGAACAAAACAGAGUAUCCAGCUAGAUAUGAAUUCGUUUCUUGCAAUGAUCCUUCAAUAUUAGAAGCCAAGAUUGAAUAUGAUAAUGAUACAGGAGUCAUACAAGCAAAUGGAAGAACAGUUAUUCCAGUUUACAUAACUCCAAAAAUGAUUGGACAGAUCAGAUUAACAAGAUUUAUCAGAAUCUCAGGAGCAACUUAUAGACCACUUGAUUUCUCAAUACAAGCUAAUUGUAUUGGUCCUAAGAUUUUAAUGACACCUGAGAAAGUUGAUUUCGGUAAAUCAACAGUUUUGGUUGAAACCAUUAAAAAUGUUGUUAUCACAAAUAAUUCACCAAUUCCUGCAUCUUUCAAAGCAUCAAUAAAAAAGAGUGGAGAUAUAUUCUCUAUCGAUUUGAAUGAGGCAACAAUAGAACCAAAUAGUUCUUUAGAAUUCCCUAUCAAAGCUAUUUUUAAUGAUUCUGUUCCUUUCAACUCAAGUAUUGAAUUUAUUUUCCAAAAUUUAGCACCAUUCAGCAUUCCAAUAUCAGGAAAAGGAAUUGGAUGUCCAAUUGUUCCUUCAAUAUCUCUUAGCUCUAUAAGCACUGGUAUUUUAUUUACUAAUGAGCCAAGAUAUAUUGAUUUCACAUUGACAAAUAAAGGAAGAAGAAAUAUUGAAAUUAAAUGGUUAAUGCAAAAAGCAAAAUCAUUUCCUGAUACAGGAAAAUCUGCUUCAGUAAGUAUCUCUCCAGAAUCAGCCUAUUUCAAAGUCAAUAAAGUUCAGAGCUUUAGAAUUACUGUUGUUAGCUCUUAUGCAACUCAAUAUACAUGCAAUUGUAGUUGUAUGGCAAUUGUUGGAAAGAAAUCUUUUGAAGUUUUCUCUCCGCUAAUUUCUGGAACAUUCAUUGAUCCAUUAAUAACUUUCUCAAAGCCAAGAAUGGAUUUCAAGCAUUAUCAUGAUACAGUUAAUGAGUCUAAAUCAGCUUUAGAACCAAGCCCCGAGUUAUUACCUGGUAUAACUCAAUCAAAUACAAUUAUUAAUUCAACAGAAUUAGAAGUCACUCUUUAUGUUAAUAAUCUUGAAUAUUUUGAAAUUUCUCCAAAUAUUUUUAAUCUGAAACCAGGAGAACAAAUAGAUUUUGAUGUAACAUUUUUAACAAGUAAGAAGAAAGAUUUCUUAGCGCAAAAGAUAGAUGACAACAUUAGAUUCGAAAUAGAAGGCAAUCCAACAAAUAUUUACCUUCCUGUUUCAGCAAUUUAUGCAUUUCCAAAUCUCCAAUUCAAUUCACUUGCUCCUCUUAAUUUUGGAGUUUUGAGUUCUGAAACAGAAUUAACUAAAGAUAUAACAGUUAAGAAUACUUCUUUAGUUGAUUGCCAUUACACGUGGGAGCUUACAAAUCGACAUAAUGAUCAGCUAAUUAAUCAAGUCUUUGAUAUUUAUCCAUUUUCUGGUGUUAUUCCUGCAGGUUCAAAUGAAACUUUCCAUUUUUCAUUUUACGGAAAACUUAGAGAAGGAAAAUUAUCAUCUUCGUAUGACACAAUUGCGAUAUGUCAUGCAACAGGCGGUCCUGAUUAUACAGUACAAUUGUGUGGAGAAGUUGCUAAAGUUGAUUACGAAAUUGAACCAAAAGUUAUUGAUUUUGGUACACGUUACUUUGAUGAUUAUUUAAUCUCAAAUAUUAAGAUUACAAAUAGAAGUUUGAUUCCUCUUCAAUACAAGAUCCAAAUUCCACAACAAACUUCAUUUAAUUACAUAAAUAUUGAUUCACUUACUGGUUCUGUUGAUAAGGAAAUGACAGCAACAAUAAAGGUGAAGAUUUAUCCAGGAAUUCCAAGAAAAUAUAAUGAAUCAAUCAAUAUAACAAUAGGUAGAUAUGAUGUAACUCCAAUUGAAAUCAAAUGCGAUUGUCAAUUCCCUCAGUUGCAAUCAGAUAUGGAGAGAGAUACUGAUGAUCCAUUAAUGGAUACAUUCAUUCACAGACCUCGUAAAACAACUGCAAUUCCUUCACCAGAUCACUUGAGUUCCAUUGAAAGAGAUCUUUUCAUUGAUAUGUUGGAAGCAAAGAAAGCAUCAAUGAAAAUGACAGGAAGAAAGAAAUUAGCAACACAAACCCAAGAAGCAUAUGUUUCAAGUAUAUUCGUUGUUGAUUUCGGAGAUAUUCUUGUUGGUGAAGAUAAAUUUGUUGAAAAAACAUUUACAACAUUUACUCCACUUCCUGUUUCUUUUGAAAUAAUUGAUGAUAGUUUGGAAGGAACAGGAUUUUCUGUAUCAGAAGUUUCCUUCAAAAAUGUUUUGCCAAAUACGACUAUUCCAAUAAGAUUUUCGUUCGAAACAGCGAAGAGAACAAAUAAAAUCGGAGGAAACAUCGAAUUACCAAUUUAUGUAGCGUUUACUGAAACAUUUUGUUAUAUAAUUAGAAUUAUUGCUACAAUAUCAAUUCCUUGUCUGUCAUUUAGCAAAGCUUAUUUCAUGUUUGAGCCAACAAUCAUUGGACAAAAGAGAACAAUGACUUUGCAAAUACAAAACACAAAUAGAAUUGAUACAAAAUUCGGAAUCAAUUGGAAAAUGAUUGAAAACAAAAAGAUUCCAAAGAAUAUCUUCAAAAUUGAACCUUCUGAAGGAAUCAUUCCAUCAAUGAGUUAUGAAAACAUCACAAUAACAUUUGAACCAAAAUCUUCAAGACAAUAUUCUCUUGAAAUCCCAUUUGAAACACAGUAUAAUGAUGAUGUAACAUUUGUUGCCCUCAAAGGUCAAGGUUUCAAUCUUAAAAUCCAAUUUGAACCAGAAAAAAUUGAUUUCAGUCCAAGAUUACCUUACUCUGAUCCACAAACCAUCAAGUUUAAGAUCAUUAAUCCUACAGACCAUGUUGUUGAAGUAUUUAAUACACAAUAUGAUGCAAAAAUUGCUCAAGUGAAUAUUCCUCAAAUGAUUUCAGGAUCAUCAAAGAAUAUUUUUGAAUCAUUGACUGAGCUUCCAUCACCUGAUGCAACAAUGAGUAAAAAAUCACUUGCUUCUGCAGAAGCAUCACUCAGCAGAAAAUCUCUUCCUGUUUCAGUACCUGAAGAAAAGAUAAUUACUAAAAACUUCUCAAUUUGUAUCAUUGUUCAUGGAUCUCCAAAAGCAGGAAAAACUCAUAUUUCAAAGCUUUUGUCAAGACAUUUCAACUUACCAAUCAUUAAAUUGUCAAGCAUUUGGGAAAGCACAGAUAACAGAGAAGCUUUGUUACGGGAAAUUAUAUCAAUGCCAGAAUUCUCCAAAGGAUUCAUUAUCGAUGGAUUGGAUGGAAUUCCAGAUGGAAAAGAAAGUGAAUUAUUUGUCACUCAUAGCAUGAAAAUUAAAAAUGUUAUGGAAGAUAUGCAAAAGAACCCUUUCAUGGAUAUCCAAAAGCCUGGAGAAACAACAUCUUCUAUUGAAUGUUUAAAUACUAUUUUAGAGUCAUUGAGCUGCCAUUAUGUUUUCUUAAUUGGAGUUACAUGUUCAGCUGAUAUUGCAAUCAAAAGAAUUGAAGAAGAAAACAUGAAAGAUUUCGAACAAAAAGCAGAGAAACUUCGCCAAGAAAUGGAAAAGAUUGCUUUGAUGGAUGAAGAAGAAUACAAUGCAUUACCUGAAAGAGAAAAAUUAAAAGUAGAUCAGAUGAGAAAGAAAGCUCGUGAGGAUAUUGUUGGUGUUGAAGAGAAAGCUGUUGAAUGCGCAAGAAAAUCAAGGUUGUCAAAUAGAAGCCAACUAAUCAAAACUAAUCAAUCAAUAGAUAAAUCACAAGCAAAUUCUAAUAAUAACAAAAAUGUUAAAAAGAAAUUGACUAUCAACGAAGAAAUUCAAGCAAAGAUAAAUCUAUUCUUGCUUUCCUUUGGAGCAUUAGCAAGAAUGGUUCAAGAAAGGCGUCCAAAUACAAUUGUUAUUGAUCCACAAACUCUUCAAUUACCAAAUAAAGUCAAAUUUGAUGACCAUCAAGAGAAAACUUGUUCAACACAGAAAAACUUAAACAGUUUAUUCCUAACAAUUACAGAUCCAGAAGAUGAUGUUUACAGUGCAUUAUAUUCAUUCUUCCCGAGAUGGAAUGUUAUGAGAGAAAAAAUAUUCCAAAAACUAAUUCCAGAUUCUCAAAUCAUUAUUCCUGAUGAAGCACUUUAUACUCCACUGAACUUAGAACCAAUUUUAGAUUGUUUCCAUUUACUUCCUGCUGAUGAACAUCAAGUUGAAGAACCAGAAAGAUCUCCCUCUUCAAUUUCAAAAGGGAGGAAAUUCAGAACAAGUUCAACAAUCAUUAAAAGUCCGAAUCGUCCUAAGAUUAUUCUAGAACAAAAUUUGGAUCCAGUUUACACACCAAGAUGGUUAAUUGAACCAAAUUCGUCUGUUUCUUUAGCUGUCAGAUUCAUCAGCAAAGGAAUUGGUAACUACAAUGACUUCUUCAAUUUCCAGAUUGUUGGAGGAAAUGGAAAGAACAUUCAGUUACCAGUAACUGCUACAUGUGUUAUUCCAGAAAUUGAUAGAUCUCCAUCAUCAAUUUUCCAGAAAAUUCAAAAGAAAUUCUUCAUGAAAACAGAGUUUUCUUAUAUUGAAACAUUGAAAGAAUAUCACUUUGGAUUUCAACUUGUAAUGAAAGAAAAGACAAAGAAUCAACCUCCUGCUUACAAGACACAGUUUCUAAUAAAGAAUGCAGGCAUUAUACCAGCAGAAAUUACUUCUAUUCUUUCUGACCAAGGAAAAUCUCCAUUCACUAUUGAAAAUGGAAAUUGUACAAUUAAUCCUGGAUAUCAAACAAAUAUAACAAUUGGAUUUCAUCCAAUUACUGCAGAAAGAUUUAGAUCAACGCUUUCUAUUUUCGUUAAAAAUAAUCCAGAACCAUUAAUCAUUCCUAUUGUUGGUGAUGGUUGCAUUCCUUCAAUCGAAUCUAAUUUGACAACAUUAGAUUUCGGAAGAGUUGUUACUGAUCAUUCUUUAACCUUGCCAAUAACCUUAAGAAAUAGUGGAAAGACAGGAGCAUAUUGGAAAUUAAAAGGUGUUCAGCAACUCGAAAGUUUCUUAACUUUCUCCUCGACUGAUGGAAUUAUUCAGCCAAUGCAAUCUCUUGAUAUAUCUGCAACUUUUUCAUCAAAGAAAUCUCAAAUUAUAAAGAAGCCGAUCCAAAUUGAUAUCAUGGAUAAAAACAAACUUAGAAUGUAUUCUACAUUCCAUAUUCAAGUUCUUGCCGAAGCAUUUGAUAUCAACUUCGAUUUCAUUUAUCCAAAGGGAAUUGAUCAUUUGAACUUUGGCACUUUACAGGUUGGUGAAAAGUCGGAUUUGGUUUGUGUAAUUAAGAAUAGAGGAAAAUAUGCAUCUAUCUUCAAUAUCACACCCCAAAAGAGUGCAAUGAAAUACUUAAAAGCCAACAUGUUAGAAGGUCAAAUUACUGGUGGUGAAAAAGGUUCAAAACAAAUCACUUUUUCAUUCCUUUCUGAAGCUCCUGUUGAAAUUAAAAAUGCCGUUGUUGCUUAUUUGAAAGUAAUGGAUACUGUAACAAAUACUGCAUUAGGAACUGUUCCAAUUAGACUUUCGGCAGUUACAGCUUAUUCAAAAAUCAGAUUAGAUCCUCCAAUACUUGACUUCGGUUUAUGUGAACUCGGAGAAGUCAACUCAAAAACUGUUACAAUUUAUAAUGAUGGAAGUUUCCCAUUUGAAUUCACAUUAGCUAGCAAAGACAUUGCUGAUACAAGGAAUACUAAUAAGAAUAGGAAACAGAAGCCAAGACCUCAAAAAUCGAAAUCGAAACUGCAGACGAUUCGUUUCUUUUUCGGAAACUUCGGAUGUUCUCAUGCAGAAGGAACAGUUCCUCCUGGCGGAUCUCUUCAAAUGGUUAUAGAAUAUUCUUCAAUGAAUCCUGCUGAAGAUGAAAGUGAUUUAAUCUUCAAUGGAGCAAAUCUUGAUCCUACUUUAAACGGUGCUUUGCAUUAUACAAUACGUGCGAAGACAUCGCUUCCUUCCAUAGAAACAGAACUAUUUGAUCAAAUAUUCCCUGAUUUGCCACUUUGUCUAAGAUAUGAUCUUGCCAGGAAAGACAUUCUUUGCUUUGUGGAAGAUGAGCAAACUCUUCAUUUCAAUCCAACAAAUCUCAAAUCUUCCAAAAGUGUUAAAGUUCGUCUGAUCAACACAUUAGAAAUUCCAGCUGUGAUUGAUGCUGUUGUCAGACCAGUCAAGAAAGGAGAUUCAAGUAAAUUGCCUUUCUCUCUUUCUGAAAAACAAUUCUCUCUACCUCCUCAUGGUUACGAUGAAUUGGAACUCGUUUUUAAUCCUGAUAAAGUUGGAAAAUACACUGCAAUAUUCGAAGCAAUCCCUCAUGCUAAUGCUUCUAGAGAUUCCACUUCUGGAUUAACAUUUAGAAUAGAAGCAGAAGGAGCUCUUCCUCAAGUUUCUGUUGAAGGAUUCCCAGAAAAAUCAAAGAAAUCAUAUUCAUAUUCUUUUGGAAGAACACUAGUUGGAUUUACUCGAGAAAAAGGUGUUACUAUUAUAAACAAUGGAUUACUUCCAGCUAACAUCCAAAUCAAUGCUCAAGCCUCUCCUGAUUUCACUCUUCUUGGUGUGGAAACUAAUUCUGUUCUUCUUCAUCCAGGAAGAAGUAUUUCUCCUAAGAUGAUUUUCUCUCCAUCUAAAACAAAGAAAUCAACAUUUGAUAUCCAAGUUAAAGUUGAAGAGAAUAGUAACUCUGAUUUCACAAUGAGUUUUGUUGGUGAUGGUGUUGUAGAAGAUAUCAUUUUCGAUGGAUUACAAAGUGAUGAUUCUUUGAUUUUCAGAGACGCUGUUAUUGGAAAGAAAGAGACACAGACUUUCAUUAUUAAAAACAUUUCUUCUUCAGAUUACAGAUUCCAAAUUGAAGAAAUUCCGUCUCUCACUAUUGUUCCGACUGCUGGACAUAUUCAUAAGCAUAAUUCCAAACCAAUUACUGUUACAUUUAACGCUGAUAGCCAAGUUAGAUAUAAUGGACAGAAGAUGACAGUUAAAGUUCAAGAAAUUAUCCUUCCAGAAAACUCUGAAGAAUGGGAUGAUUCAAUGAAAGUUGAACAGAUUGUUAUGCCUGUUGUACCUCCAUCGCCAAUUGGAUCUUCCGAUAGAGGAAGAGGAAUUUCUUCUUCAAGAACUAAAAGAAAAUUCCCAACUUUCCAAGGAAUUCCAUCAUCUCCAUCCAGAGCUAAUUUCCCAACAUUUAAUCCUAGUGUCUCUCCAUCAAGGAUUUCAACGUCAUCAUCAAGAUCAAGCAUAUCUUUACAAGGUCCACAAGUGCAAUUAGUCACAAAAGAAGAGCCAAUUUGCAGCAUAACACAGAAGUCAAAAGAUUUCAUUAUAAAAGUCACAGCAAGAUCAGAUAAUAUUCACUACAAUAUCGAUACAGAAAGUAUUGCAUUUCCACCAACGAUGAUGUUUGAAAAGAGAGCAGAGUAUGUCAACAUUACGAAUACUUGCUCAAUCAAAUUUGGUUUCAAAUGGUUUGCAACUGUACCUGAAGAAAUCAAAACAGCAGAUGGAACACCUCCUUUCACUAUAGAGCCAUCUGAAGGUGUUAUCGAACCAGGAACAUCAACAAAGUUUGCAAUUACUUACGCCCCAACAACAAUUGGCAAUUUCCAAAGCAAACUUGUUUGCGAUGUUCCUUCUCUAAGUAUACAUGAAGAUCCAACAGUGUUUGUUAGCGGAUCUUCUAGAAGACCUGUAUGUCAUAUUGUUUGUGAUGCAAGCGAUUACUUGUUAAGAAGACAUCCUGAUUAUUCAUAUGAUAUCCCUCCUGGGACUCGUGUUCUUGAGAUUUUCUCCAAAGGCGUCAAUAUUUCGAGUUCUAAAAUUGUUGAAGUCAUGAAUACAAUGGAAACAGCUUAUGAUGCUGUCUGGACACAGAUGAAUGAAACAUAUGAUGAGAAGAGUAUCACAUGCGAUCAAACAAUCGCAAUCAUUUCAAGUGGUAAAUCUCUUCGAACUUCAUUUACUUAUCGACCAACGAAAGCUCGAACCGUUGAAAGCCUUUGGAAACUAUCAAUUCCAUCUACGAACACAUACGCGUAUAUUCUUGUCGUAGGCAGGAUUAUGCCGCGAUAA